AUGAUGCGCGCUACAAAAUCUCAAGCUCAACAAAGAAGACAAUUGGAAAAUUUCGAAUUUUCUCAAUUGGCAAAAGAACUUCCAUUAGCACGAGCUAUUUCUGAUCAACAUAUUGAUAAAACAACAAUGGUUAGAUUGGCAACUUCUUAUAUCAAAUUACACGAAAUAUUCACAUCACCAAAUAAAGGAUAUUAUUGUCAUGAUUCUUAUUGGACUUCAAAUCAUUUGGAACUUCUUGAUGGUUUUUUUAUAAUUAUUGAUCGACGUGGCGAUGUUUUAUAUAUUUCCGAAACAAUUUCAAUUUAUUUAGGAUUAUCACAAGUUGAAAUGACUGGAAAUCCAUUUAUUGAUUAUAUUCAUCAACAAGAUAUUGAAUGUUUUACAUCAGCUGUUAAUUAUUGUCAUCCAAAUUGGCCACAAAUGUGUAAUUUACGAGUUAAGUCAAGUUUAACAAAAAGAGCAAAUAAGGAUGCAAUUCGAGCAUCUCCUGGAUAUAAAGUUUUGAAAAUUGAAAUAACAAUGGGAGAAACAUGUUCAACUCGUCUAAUUUCUUGUUAUCCAAUGCCUACACCAAUUCUAUCAACUUUAUCAAUUUCAUCUCAAAGUUUUGUGAUAAUAACUGGCUUGGAUUUAUGUAUUUCAUAUGCAGAUGAUAAAGCAAUUCAAAUGUUACAAUCAAUUUAUGCUUCAAAUAAUUUGAAAGGUGUUUCGUUUUAUUCAAUUAUCGAUAUUAUGGAUUCUGAAAUUAUUCGGAAAAAUGCAUUAUGA
Messenger RNA from Caenorhabditis angaria, 768 nucleotides. The record is from the annotation of a GenBank genome assembly. NCBI's taxonomy places the organism in Eukaryota, Metazoa, Nematoda, Chromadorea, Rhabditida, Rhabditidae.